Molecule: messenger RNA, 2531 nt
Organism: Acanthochromis polyacanthus (spiny chromis)
Lineage: Eukaryota; Metazoa; Chordata; Actinopteri; Pomacentridae
Gene: usf2
Product: upstream transcription factor 2, c-fos interacting
Exons: 11
Coding region: 632-1609 (325 amino acids)
Biological process (GO): regulation of transcription by RNA polymerase II
Molecular function (GO): protein dimerization activity; DNA-binding transcription factor activity, RNA polymerase II-specific; RNA polymerase II cis-regulatory region sequence-specific DNA binding
Source: RefSeq, a predicted model, not a curated record
AAUCCCCACGUAAAGCAGGAAAAUGUAGAAAUAAGCGGAGAAAAGACGCAGGAAUCCGUUUUUUAAGCUCCAAACUGAGCAGACUGGGAGUCACGUGGAGGCAACAUGACAAGAAAUGAAAUCUCACAGAAACGCAGACGAUUUUAGGGCAGAAAACGCGCAUUUUGCCCUUUCCUAAAGCGCUCUAACUGAUCCACUCCAUGUCUUAUCGGGCGCAUGUCGCAGCCGCAGCUUUGCGCGGACAAACUGCAGCUGUGCGCCGCAGAGCAACAAAUCCGGGACAGAGGGGACAAAAAGAAACCCGGCAGAUCCUCCACACGGGAACCCUUCUUCCAUCCGAGCCUCCAGCCGUCACCUCCAGCCUCGGUGCCGGUGCUCGACCCGGACCCGGAGCCGCGCCGCCGCCGCCGUGACGCUGCGUAAAAGCCGGAGCGCUUCUCGUUGUUUGCUGCGCUCCUCCGCAGCGGCCUCCAUUUUAGCUGCUCGCCCGGCCGCUGCCUCACGUGUCCUGGACUGUCUUCCUCACAUGACCCGUGUGUUUGUCCCCGUGAUCAGCGCUUCCAUCUCCGUGAAUCAGUGUCGUUGAAAGUCGGCGUGUUUUUUUUUUUUUCUUCGCUCCACCGGCGGCUCCAUGGAGAUGCUGGAGCAGAGUCUGGACAGCUCGGCCAGUCACGACAAACAGGAAGCAGAGGAGGUGGUGCAGCUGCAGGAAGGCGAGGGCAGCGACGAGGCGACUGCAGUCACCAUCACUGGAGUUCCUCAGGCUGCGUUCGCCGAACACAAUGUUCAGUAUCAGUUCAGGACAGACAACAGUGGAGGACAGGUGACCUACCGGGUGGUCCAGGUAACAGACGACCACUUAGAGGCUGCAGGUGAUGCCAGCGGAGCCGUCAGCGUCGUCUCCACCGCCGCCUUCGCCGGAGCUCCUCAGGCCGUCGCUCAGGCCGUCAUCCAGAACCCCUUCAGUAACGGAGGGAGUCCUGGAGGAGAGACGGUCGGAGGAGAAACACGCUUCGCUUAUUUUCCCGCCGCCACCGUCAGCGAUGGAACAGCGACGGCCGUAUCGGUUCAGGCGACGGCCGACCCGACCAUCACACAGGCAGGAGGUCAGUUCUACGUGAUGAUGAGCCCCCCCGAGGUGCUGCAGACCACCACCCCUCGGACCAUCGCUCCUCGAACACACACCUACACCACAGACCUCGGUGAAAGCGAGAUGUUGCAGCAGGGCAGCUCAAACUGGAAGGUGGAAGGUCCACGAGCUCCUCGAGACGAGAGGCGACGAGCGCAACACAACGAAGUGGAGCGAAGAAGAAGAGACAAGAUCAAUAACUGGAUCGUCACACUGUCGAAGAUCAUCCCCGACUGCAGCGUGGACAGUCGAACCGGAGCGAGUAAAGGAGGCAUCCUGUCCAAAGCCUGUGAUUACAUCCGGGAGCUCCGUCAGAGCAACCAACGACUGCAGGAGAGUUACAAGGAGGUGGAGCGAGUGGAGAUGGACAACGAGCUGCUGAGACAACAGAUCGAGGAACUGAAGAACGACAACGCGCUGCUUCGAGCUCAGCUACAGCAGCACGGCAUCGAGUUGAACGGAGAUGCGACGCCGCAGUGACGGAGGACCGAACACGAACACCCUCCAAGCAGGAACCACAACCAGAGACUAUUCGCAUCUGAAAUCGGACCACGAAUAAACACAAAGACUGCAGGCCGGCGUCUGUUUUUACGUUAAAUUAUAAACCUGCCACAGAUGAUUUCACAGCUUCACCUUUUUAUCGUCACUCCUUCCUUUUUUUGUUUGUUUGUUUCUCUGUUGACAUUUGCUGUGUUUGAAACUACUAAAUGUGACAUUGAGGAUGAUAAGUUCCCGUUUUUUUGUUUUUUUGGUCGUUCUUUUAAUUUAUUAGUUUUUAAGGAACGUGUGCACAGAGAGACAACCAAGAAAAGCUGCGUUUACUGUUUCCACGGCGACGAACAAACAGUCUCAUGAUGCUUUUACGGUCGGUUUUCACUUCCUGCCUCGUAACACUGACACUCCAAAGCACCGGGAAAACUAUGGGACUAGUCAGAGCGGCUCGGCUACGAUGGAGGUUUUGUUUGGAGGGAGAGUCCAGGUGUUGACACAGCUCAGGUAAACAGGAAGGUGCACCGGCGAAGCUGCUCCCGGCUCAUGAAGUCCCUCUGCGGAGUCCAGGUUGCGUUUGUGGCCCCGAUAGAUGCACUGUACAGAAAAAAAACUCAAACUGAGAUGAUUUUCCUCUCGUGAAUCAUUUCUGUCGGGCAUUAAACCCUCAGCGGGUUUGUGUAUCUGAGGUUCGCCAGGUGAGGUCCUGCCGCAGCUAACGGACAUGAGCUUGGCUUCUGCUCCAUUCUUUGCGAUAUUCUCGAACACCGAAGCGCUUUCUUCGGAAUGAGAGGAGACGAGCGAUGAUAGUUAGAACUAACCAGCUUUUGUCUACACUGAAAGUCACCACAGCAUGAAAUAUAACCACUGGCAUGACUAAUGCUGAUACUACAAUAAAACUGAAGUGUUUGUA